Messenger RNA from Penicillium arizonense, 2175 nucleotides. RefSeq lists its product as uncharacterized. NCBI's taxonomy places the organism in Eukaryota, Fungi, Ascomycota, Eurotiomycetes, Eurotiales, Aspergillaceae. The transcript has 3 exons. The record is from RefSeq and is a predicted model, not a curated record. Bases 1 to 2175 code for a protein of 724 amino acids.
AUGGCUUCCCCUCAUAUCGAGGAUCCAGGUCCCGCAAGCUUUCAACAACGCCUUGAACAGAUAAGGCCUAAUCUCAAGGCCCUAAAUGUUGAAACCCAGGAGCAGCGAGCUGCACUCUCGCAACGUCGAAACCUGUUAUUUGUGGCUUAUGGCUGCGAUAUAUACGUAUGGAUCCCGAAAGGAUCCCGACAGCUGCUCGGUGUCCGACCAGAAAUGAUCAUCCACCCAGUGAUGAAGCAGCCCCAGGCGGCUGGCUACAUUGAUCCGUCGGCACCUCAUAACGUAAACCAUAUCAUUGUGGAUGAUUUGGGAGUCGACGAAGUUUUGCUACUGGCGACGGACUCUGGCAACGUCACUGGCUACAACGUUGAGGCUAUCUUUUCAGAAAUUAAUCAGUGCGCAGAAUUCGGACAAAAAAGACCGUUUGAUGGGAUUGGAAUAAAACCUUUCUUCGCAGAGUAUGUCCAGAAGAGUGCUUGGGGCUUGGCAACUCAUAAGUUCGCCCGUCUGAUUGCCGUGAGCUCAAACACCGGCAAUAUCACGGUUUUUGCUUUUGCCAUGGUGGACCUUGCACCAGAGCGUGAAGAUAGCGACCCAAGUCCUUCUCAUAAUAUGGAAUCGGGAGACGAUGAAGGAGAAGAGCAAAUCUGGGUCAAAGUCAACAAAUUGGAUCAACUCAAUGAGAUCAAACACCAAAUGCCCAAUCACCGCAAACGCAACUUGCGGAUGAGCUACAAAGGUCAUUUCGAAAACAUUCCUUGCGUGUCAUUUGCCAACUUUGAUUUGGACCCGAAUGGCUUGUGGAUGGUUAGCACUGACAUUUUCAACCGGGUCGUUGUUUGGAGGGUCUGGGACGACUUGAGCCCCAUCCAGAUGUCCUAUCUUGGAAAUCCGCACAACAACCCUCCACAGAGGGGAUGGUUUGUCUUGCCCAUAGACCCGCGCAGAGUUCAACGACACAGUCUGAAAAUUGAUGCAUGUGGAUGUCAACCAAUACCAAAAAUGAUGCGGAAUCGGAUGAUACUCAAUGUAACGACUGCAAUGGACCAGAUCAGCGAAAUGUCAGUGGCCCUUGCUCUCAGGGUUUCUAGGUCUUCUAUGACCCACAGACCCCUGCCCGAGGAUAUAUUCUCGCCCGAUUGCUGUGUUGGGCCUGACUCUCAACCCCAUUAUUCAAGUUCACAGCAGGAUCUCCCACAGGCUUGUGGAGACUCUCAAACUGACCUAGACAACACUACGCCCCGUGCAUGGCUUCGUGCAACCCCUCCUAUUAUCGAUUUGAUUGAAGAAGACAACAAAAAUUCCGACGUCCACCCAUUCGAACUUCUUGUGCCACCAGUUCUUGAGGAGAAUGACCUACCGACUCUGGAGCGCAUCCCCGUUCAUCCAUCUAAACCUCGAUUCUUCCCCCUCCUACAUUUCUCCGAGCGUGAUAUCUGUUUGGCUCCAUACCCACUUGACGCCGAGUUUCAAACGCUCUGUAAAGCACCUCUUUGGCAACGCUCCUACAUGAAUGAGGAGAUUAACGCUGCCUGUGAUCGCUUUAACAUGGUCAAGUAUGUCCCUGAACUUGGGAUUGUUGUCGCUGCAUCCCAAAAAGGCCGUGUUGCUAUCAUUACCAUUACCUGGCAGGAGGAAAUUGGCGUUUCCUUCCGCCUCGACUGGAUUGUCCCUUUCUUUACACAGGAGAUGGCCGAUGAACGACCUAUGGUUCCUCUUCUUGGCAUCGCUGUGAGCCCUAUGCCAGGAUUCGAGAUCCCGCCAGAUGUACCCUGUAUCCCUCGGGAUGUCGAUCCUGACGAAUGGCUCGAAUUCAACUACCGCAUACUGAACCCUGAUAACGAUGAUCAGUCAGACGAUGAUCAGUCAGACGAUGAUCCAGCCACAACUACUUCCAAUAACCCCGACCAGGAUGCUUCCUUCACCGAGUCUACACCUGCUGGCCAGAAUGACUCCACGCGAGAACAAGGAUCCCAAACUAGCAAUCGUGCUUGUAACAUGUUCGAUGUUCCUCCGAAUCUCACACUUCCUGAAAUCCAUGCCCACGCCUCGGAUGUGUAUCAACCCCAUGAGACCUGGCAUGGAUCGCACCCAUCCCGACAUUACAGGCUUCUUCUGAUGUUCUGCGAUCAUACUGUCAUGAGCUACGAGUUCUGGCAUAACUGGAGGAAAUGA